GCUCCGACCGCCGCAGUCGCGAGACACCCAACACUUGGGGCAGCAUCUCGACGACGACGCCGUCGAGCACCAAUAACAAAGAAAGGGGCAGCCAAACAAUGACAGACGUCAACUUCGACGAAUUCCAAGCCAUACGACGACGAAAAGCCCAGGACGACGAGGAGGAUGAGGACACAAAAGAGGAACCAGCAGCCACACCCAAAGAAGAGGAGGAGGAGGAACCCGACGGCCUCGCGGAGCGCGCCGGCGCCUUCGCGGAGCUGCCCGAGGUGCAGCUGCUGCUCUGCGUCGCGAUCCUCGCGGACGUGGCGGGCGCGGCCGUGACGGCGGCGCGCGACGACGGCGCUCCAGCGUUUUUGGUCAGGGCGGCGGCGGCCUUCCCGGGCUUCGUGAACUUCCUGUACGCCUUCGAGCUGCUGGCGCUGGCGACGGCCUUCAAGCUGCGCAUGCUGACGCACCCGGGGCUGCUGCUCGACGUGGGCAUCGUUUCCGUACCUCCGGCGUCCUUUGUUUUUUUCGGCGCGUCGAUGGCGUUAUGGAGGGCGCACGUCGCGUCGAUGGCGUCCGGGGUGGCCCACAUCCAUGGCUGGCCGCCGUCGACGCGGCUCCACCGCCAUCGAGAGAUAAUUCGUCGAGCUAUCCAACGCCGCCGUGAGAGGACAGAGUUGGUGUGAAGAUGGCACUGGACGCCAUCGACGCGGUCUUCGCCAACGUCGCUACGCCGCCACCGCGACAGAAUAAAAAGGACAAAAAAACACAGGCCCUCUUCGCCGCCGACCCCGAAGGCAACACCAACACGAUCCGCCUCUUGGGCUUCUUAAGGUUGUGGCGCCUGAGCCGCCUCCACGAGACGCUCGUCGCGGCGGAACGGACGCGAACCGAGGAAAAGGCGCAAGAAGCGCGGACGGAGCGCGAGCGCGCGUUAAGAGCAGAGGUCGAGCGCGCGCGAUUGGAAGGCGUCGCGGCCGAGAGCGCGAACGCACGCCAAAGAUUAGAGAAGAUGGCGCGCGCGUUCAAGGACGAGAUCGACACGCUCAACGAGGCUUUAGUGAUCGCCGCGCGGGACAUCGCCGAGGCCGCGGACUCGGAGAUCGAGUCCGAGAACGAACGAGAGGGCGGAGAUGUACAAGAGGCGUACGCGCGCGCGCCGAAGGACCUGCGGCGGGCCGAGCCGCGGCCGCCGAAGCAAAAAGCCCCCACUCGCUUCGUCGUGGACCCGUCGGGCGCCUACGAGGCGAAGGAGUAACGACCUG
Molecule: messenger RNA, 1253 nt
Organism: Pelagomonas calceolata
Lineage: Eukaryota; Pelagophyceae; Pelagomonadales; Pelagomonadaceae
Source: the annotation of a GenBank genome assembly